AUGAAUUUGACACAAUUCAAGACAGAGGCACUCGAAAGCUUAUGCACUCAAGAGCAGCUAGAUCUUUUGGACUCCAUCGACACACUCCGAUCGCAGGGCAUCAGCCACUAUGUCUCCCUCCCGCAGAUAAUUGUCUGUGGAGACCAAUCUUCCGGAAAAAGUUCCGUUCUUGAAGCUAUUUCCGGCGUCUCAUUUCCAGUGAAAAGUAAUCUAUGCACUAGAUUUCCAACCGAAUUGGUUCUGCGAAAGAACUCGCAAGUGGGAGUUCGAGUUUCCAUUGUCCCUCAUCAAUCCCGCAGUGAGGCAGAACAGCAUUCGCUUGGCAGCUUCUGCGAACAACUUGAUGGAUUCGACGGCCUUGCGGGUUUGAUAGAGAAUGCAAAAGCGGCAAUGGGCAUAUCUACCCAUGGAAAAGCAUUUUCGAAUGACCUACUGCGGGUUGAAGUCUCAGGCCCGGAUCGGCCACAUCUCACGAUUGUCGAUCUUCCGGGCCUCAUCCACUCGGAAACACGGCAACAGUCGGCAGCCGAUGUUCAGUUAGUUCAAGAUGUGGUUCAAUCGUAUAUGAGAGAACCACGAAGUGUCAUCCUUGCUGUCGUCUCCGCAAAAAAUGACUUUGCGAACCAGAUCGUCCUACGUUUAGCGCGGGAUGCUGAUCCUUUUGGAAUUCGGACUCUAGGCGUUAUCUCCAAGCCAGAUGUACUGGUACCUGGAUCUGAGAGUGAGGCUUCGUUUGUGUCGCUUGCCAAGAAUCAAGAGGUGGAGUUCCGUCUUGGGUGGCAUGUUUUGAAAAAUAUGGAUUCGGAGAAAGGCCAGUCAAGUUUACUUGACCGGAACAUCCAGGAAUGCGAGUUCUUCUCCCAAGGAAUUUGGGAAGAGCUUCCACGAUCACUUGUGGGGGUGGACUCGUUGAGAAUGCGUCUUAGUGGCCUGCUGCUUGGUCAGAUUGCAAGUGAACUGCCUAGCCUCAUCGACGAGAUAAAUGCAAAGGUCAAUUCUUGCCGGUCGCAGUUGCAGAAACUCGGCGACCCUCGUGCAACUUUGGAUGAACAAAGGUCGUAUCUUUUGCAGAUCAGCCAAGCAUUCCAAUCUCUUGUCAAAGCAGCCGUGGACGGCACUUACAACGAGUCUUUUUUUGGAGAUGCGAAAACCAACAUUGGCUACCAAAAGCGUAUCCGAGCAGUCACUCAGAACCUCAAUGAGCAAUUCACGAAGAAGAUUUCUCUGCGCGGCAAUUCACGCCACGUCCUCGAGAACGAAGAUCAAAGACCAAUCUCCAAGCAUCAAAUUCCUAUCACACGAGACGAAUAUGUUCGGCAGAUUGAAAAUCUUCUCAAAAGGACAAGGGGUCGAGAAUUGCCUGGAACCUUUAAUCCUAUGAUUGUGAAAGAUUUAUUCCAAGAACAAUGCACCCCUUGGGAAGACAUAACACAAAGCCAUAUUGCUGCGUCUUGGGGGGCUGCAAGGGAUUUCCUUCAACAUGCAGUCUACCAUGUGGCAGAUGGGGCUACUUCGAAAACCAUUUUCAACAAGGUGAUUUUGCCAGCUCUGGGAAGUUUACGGCAUGAACUGGAAAAAGGGAGUAAAGAUUUUCUCCUGUCGCACCAACGAGGUCAUCCAAUUACCUACAAUCACUACUUCACUGAAACACUCCAAGACACUCGGGCUGAUCGCCAAAAAGAAGCGUUUCGCGAGGCUCUACAAUCAUAUUUUGGCGUUGAUACACUUUCAACCUCCCACAUUGUGGAAAACACCAUCAAUCUCCGAGGUCUUUACAAUUCUCUUCUUCAGAAGACCAUACCAGAUAUGACACGGUUUGCUUCAGAGGAGGCACUGGACUGCAUGCUUGCGUACUACAAAGUUGCACUGAAACGUUUUGUUGACGACAUUGCCACCGAAGUGAUCGAAACAAAGCUUCUCAGCGCACUGCCGGCACUCUUUACACCUAUAACUGCGUUCGAGAUGCCUGAAGACUUAGUCACUGAAAUUGCUGGAGAAUCGGAGGAAAGUCAAAGUCUCAGGGAGCAAUUGAAUAAAAAAUUGUGGAUCCUCACGAAGGGUUCUGAAACUUGUCGGCGCUUCGUUGGUAUCCGAGGGCCCGAGUCGGACGACGACGUUGGGGCUAAGAUACAACAAAAUCAAGAUGCAUUGUCGGAGAGCUCAUUUAGUUCAGUUGGGCCGCCUGAAGAAGCUGUUGCGAGUGUCUCUGAGUCAGAAAACGAACAGCCCAGAUCACCCAGUCCUGCGUCACCAAACCAAGUUGCCAAAACCGAGUAUGCCAUUCAGCAGUAUAGUACAGAGCCGGAGCUGCCUAAAGCUACUGUCUCAUCCACGAGCGCCAAGAAGAAGAAGAAGAAAGGAAAGGUAUCCUCCAAGCAUCAAAUGUCCUUCGAUACCUCUUGUGAGCAUCCUGUGGAGUGA
This is a messenger RNA of Penicillium antarcticum, 2421 nucleotides long. Its product is annotated as putative dynamin GTPase. The record is from RefSeq and is a predicted model, not a curated record. Bases 1 to 2421 code for a protein of 806 amino acids. Gene Ontology annotation, cellular component: microtubule; membrane; cytoplasm. Gene Ontology annotation, molecular function: GTPase activity; microtubule binding; GTP binding. NCBI's taxonomy places the organism in Eukaryota, Fungi, Ascomycota, Eurotiomycetes, Eurotiales, Aspergillaceae. The transcript is spliced from 3 exons.